Plasmodium knowlesi strain H is the source of this 3111-nucleotide messenger RNA. Its product is annotated as tyrosine kinase-like protein, putative. The coding region runs from base 1 to 3111 and encodes 1036 amino acids. The transcript has a single exon. Gene Ontology annotation, biological process: protein phosphorylation. Gene Ontology annotation, molecular function: protein kinase activity; ATP binding. The record is from RefSeq and is a predicted model, not a curated record. Lineage: Eukaryota; Apicomplexa; Aconoidasida; Haemosporida; Plasmodiidae.
AUGGGAAAAAGAACAAAAUGGGAAUAUCGUUACUUGAGAACAAACAGAGGGGUGUACAUAGGAGGCAUAAAAAAUAAAAAAAAAAACGGAUGGGGAAUUGCAAUCAACAACAAUGGAAACAAAUACGAGGGGCUCUUCCAGAAUGAUGAAAAACACUUGGUUGGAUCGGAGCUUCUCUGUUGCUUGCAUAGCCAUAGUUACAAACAGAGAAAAAAAAAUGAUGACCGAAAUAGCGAAGACGAAUUUGCACAAGGAAAUGUCUGCCUUCAUGAUAAUAGGUAUAUUUACAUAGGGGGGUACAGAGAAGGGAAAAGACAUGGAAAUGGAAUUUUAAUUGACUACAACACGUAUGCUAUGUACAGCUGUAUAUUUCUGAGGAACGAAAUAAUAUAUAAAGAUAUUUUAUUUUCUGCGGUUAAUAAUAUUCCGCCCCAAUAUGACAAGUACAGAUUGGCUGCGUCUUUUCAGGAGAAAGGAAGGGAUAAGAAGGGGGGGGCGCACAAAGCGCGCCCACGCAGAAGAGAUAGGGUCAAAAUGGAAGGAGCAUCCAAGGAGAGUGAAUAUGAUGAUAACGCAACAAAUGGGUGUUACCUUGACGGAGGCGUCGUUGAAGAAGAAAAUCCUACCAAUGGAAAUACCGAAUUGAAUGGAAAGAACAGAAGGGAACGAAGCGUGCAUUCCUUCAUAGAGAACCAGUACAAGUACAACAUUUUCAGCUACGUCCACUUUUACCAACAGUUAGUGAACAAAGUAAAGAAGGAAAAUUCGCGAGAGCUCUUUUCCCAUUCUGCACAUACAAAGGAAGUAUACAUGGGGGAGAGCAAAGGGGAGAAAUUCCCAAAAAGUACGUUAAAAAAUGGACAGGAGAAAAAAGACAGAAAUAAGUUUUGCCCUAAUGGUAGGAAGAGCAAAGUACGAGGUGUCACGUCUGCACAGAAUGGCUCAAUGGACGAAACACCUAGUGACAAACGCGAAAAGGAACAAACAGAUAAUUUUCCCAUUAAAAAAAUUCACAACAAGUUUGGAAAUUUGGAAAUGGAGAAGAUGCUGAUGGAACCUCUUGGAAAAAAUAAAUGGGUAAAUGGUAUCUCCAAUGAAGAGACCACGCGUGAUACAGAGAAAGGUAGGUUGGAAAUAUGUGAGGGAAGUGUACCUCGUGAUGGAAGUGGAUGCAGCAAUAACAUGGCGUAUGUCAGUGGCCGAGGAGUUAUUCAAGAAACGGAUUGGCUUGAAAAGAGGGAGGAACUUCUACCAAAUGAGGAUUGUGCCAUGUGCAGCAACGCAAAUUUGAGGAGCACACAGGGUGAUAAUUUAAGGGACUUGUCCACUGCCGAGGAUGGCAUUUGCGUGAUGGUAGAGAAGGAGGAAGGAAAUAAGGUAUAUGUGAUGGGAAUGGGGCAGCAAAUCCUCCAGAAGGAAAACGCCGGUGGCAUUGCGGCUGAAGGAAAAUUCGCUAACGACCAGUUCAGUGAGCAGAGUAUAGAAACUCCCACCGUGGUGAGCAACAUGGAAAGCAAGGACUCAGAGGAAGAGCGCGCCGAUGGGAACUGCUCGGGUGUACCCCGUGUUACCGUUACCCAGGUGAGACGUGAGAUGAUGGGGGAAAUCCUCGGGGGGGAGAGCAGCACAAGCGGAGGUAGUAAUAGAAUCAAUAGAAAAAGUGGUGGAAAGUUGGGGAGGAGGGAAAAGAUCAAUCUGGUGGAGGUGAAUAAUGACGGUUGUAAGAACACUCUGAAAAGUGUAAUAAGCGGCGUGAUCAGUGGGCCCGAUAGUAGGCAUCCCGUGAAAGGGAAUGAAGAUAUGGAGACAGCUGCACAUGACAGGAAGAAGGUUAACCACAAAGGGGAUAACGGUAAUAGUAACCCAUUUUUGAAGCAAAGGAGUGAUGAUGAUGAGCUGAGGAAAGAAAUAGAAAAUCUUCUUCCAAGAUGGUUAAGGAAGAAGAAGAAAAAAAGAUGUCUGUCAUGUGCACAGAACUGUGUAUACUGGGAUGUAUUUGAAUUAAAUUUUUUUUUUUUUUUUGUUGGAGUUCCAAAAAAGGCGAUAGAAAUUUUUAUACGAAAUGAGAUGGACGGUUAUUGCCUAAAAUAUAUGGAAGAGAAAUUAUUAAAAUGUAUGGGUCUACACGACAAGGUAGUAAAGAAGUACGUAAUACUGUGUGUGCAGAUUCUUCUACGACUGAGGGAAAAGUAUAAGUACAGAAAGAGGAGCAGAAGAGUAAAUGGCAAUGUCAUCCAAGAGGACGCAUUCCUUCUUAAGAAGAAUAAAUUACACUACCUAAAUUUAAUAGGCAGGGGAGGUUAUAGCAAUGUGUACAGAUGUAUAUAUGGAGAUAAAUUAUUAACAUACAAUGAUGACUAUUUUUGCAUGAAAUAUUCAGUUAACAAUAUAGCAUUAAAAAUAUGUAAUAAUAAAAAGUAUAGUUAUGAGUUUUUCUCCGAAAUGGAUAUUUUGUCGACCUUAAGGCACCCUAACGUUUCCCUAUUCCUAGGUGCACUAAAAUACCCCCAAGGAAUUGCUCUAGAAUAUAUAAACUGUGGAAGCAUAUUUGACCUAAUACAUAAGCAUAAGGUAAAAAUAGAAUUAAGAGACAUCAUAAAAAUGGGAAAAGAAAUUGCCGCCUUUAUGUGCUUUCUGCACUACAAGGGUAUUUUACAUUGUGAUUUAAAAUCAUCAAAUAUUUUGUUAUCCAUGUCGGGGGAAAUUAAAAUUUGUGACUUUGGAUUAUCUGUACAUAACUUUACUAAGAAGCCGAGGUUUCUUGGAAUUGUUGGUACAUACCAAUGGACAGCUCCAGAAAUUUUAAGAGGUGAAGGAUACACUGAACAGGCAGAUGUAUACUCCUUUGGAGUAAUUUUAUGGGAAAUGGUACAUAGGCAAAUCCCCUUUCGGGAACUGAAACACCCUUUGGAUAUUAUUGCAUGCGUUGGCUAUGCUGGAAAGAAGCUUGCCAUCAGCAGAGCCAUUGCACCCCCCGUCAGGUAUAUUCUGAAGAGGUGCCUGCAUAGAAAUAGGCAGAAGCGUAAGUCCUUUUUUUUUUGGUCCGAGUAUUUGGACAUGUUGCGCGAGACGUGCGUGGUGGAGAGCGACACUUUGGUACAGUGCGUUUGA